AUGGCGGCGCUCGAGGACAUGUUUGACUGUCGCAGAGACGCCACUGCUGAGAGCGCCUCGGACCAGCACAACGACAACAAGCGCAAGGCCGGCAAGCCAGCGAGGUCCUCCAACAAGGGGCAGAAGGCGCCACGCACGGAUCCUCCCAUCGUCGCGCGAGGUCUGACGGAAAACCUCGACAGCGGUGGCACUGGUGCGAGCGCAGACAAGGCGGCGCUCGACGAAAGCAGCUCCGAGGCCGCCGACAACAGCUGCACUCGCGACGCCCUGUGCCUCAGCUCGGACCCCAGCGACCUCUUCGAUAUCAAGGACAACCUCGAGGGUAGCAAGAGCAAGGCGUACGGAGACAGUGGCUCCGACGACAGCGACGACGAUGACGAGGCGGGCAGCAGUCUGGCUUCGGACCACGAGGGCGACGGCGAGGACGACGACGAGGGCAUCGACAAGGAAUGCCCCGACCUUGACGAGGAGUUUGUGAGAUUCAUGACGUUGUGCCUGAUGGCCAGGUCGACGUUGCCGAUACCAAGCCUAGCUGCUCCGUAUCCGACUUGA
Molecule: messenger RNA, 552 nt
Organism: Pseudozyma flocculosa PF-1
Lineage: Eukaryota; Fungi; Basidiomycota; Ustilaginomycetes; Ustilaginales; Ustilaginaceae
Exons: 1
Coding region: 1-552 (183 amino acids)
Source: RefSeq, a predicted model, not a curated record